UUUAUGGACCGAUUUUUUCGAAAUUGGUACCACAAUUUUGCAAAUUUUUCAGAGAAUGUUAAAGUAGUUCGAAAUAGUAAUUAAACAGACAUACAGACAGACUUAAAUACUCUAAAUAGUACUUAAAAACCUCAUCGUCGCACACCCCGAAAAAUUUGCAACAUUAAAGGAAAUCGGAAAUCUUUUACGGCAAAUGUUGUAUACAAAGAGGUUUUGUAAAAUGAAAAAUUGUAUGAAAACUAAUAAUAGCGGGGUCAGUGUUGAGAAAAGUGUAUAAAUAAUGCCUAUUUAUUUGAUUAGGUUAGCAUCUUUUGAAUGUGCUAGGCUUAAUUAAGUCAGCUGUUACACAAAAAUGCCGCCACACAAAUACGUAUAUAUAUACCUACAUAUAACGACCUCAGAAAUUUUAUUGACCUAACACAUUAUAUUUAUCAUGAUAACACGUACAGAGAAUCAGUCAGUCUUUCGUGGUCUUUCGAACCACGUGGUGGUAGAUAUAAUACUUUUAAUAAAGUGUGUGAAUAUAUUAUAUUUUUCCAACAUUGCAUACUUCUAAAGCAUUAAUUUGCUGCAAUUUAUUUUUAAAACGAUAUAUAGUUUUAAUCAAUAUAAUUUUUUAAUUAACAUUCUGUUUCGAAAUAUUCGAGUUUUAUAGAUUUAAAAUAAAUAGUCCUUUUCCGACAUGAUGAUAUGCCUAAAACUAUUAUUAAGUAGCGGACUAAUGUUUAUCGCUGAGACGGCUUUUGUUCUUAAUGAAUCAUCUUUAUGCUAUCAACCAUCAAAAUAUAUAAAACCAAUCCAUUACGAUAUCAAGCAUAUAUCACAUAUUGAACGAAAUAUUUUCUGUGGAGAAUACAAUAUCAGCAUAAGCAUUCUUAACAAAACGCAACAUAUACUUUUACAUUCAGAAAAAUUAAGUAUUAAAGAUAUAGUUUUAUUUACAAAUGUAGAAAAAAAUCAUGAGAAUGAUAAAGAUACAGUUUACAAACCAACAUAUAAUACUACUGAAGAUGACACAAUUGAUAUUAUUUUUAAGGAUAAAUUAUCACCAGGAAAUUUCACUUUAAAUAUAAAAUAUUAUGGUAUUGCUGAUGAAGUUUUUACAAUUUUCAAAAUGAAAGAAAAAACUGCUUUGGUAGGUGUUACUCAUUUCCAUAUAAUAGGCGCUCGACGAUUGUCUUCAUGUUGGGGUCACCAGAAUUUAUUGUUAGAAGCAACCUUUAACAUAUCUGUAGGAUGUCAUGAUCAAUGCACGGCAUUGUCAAAUAUGCCAUUGCGAAAUACGGAAAAAAAUAAGUGUAACAAUAUUUCAUGGACACACUUCGAUACCACACCCGCAAUGUCGCCGUAUUUUGCAACAAUAAUUGUGUCCAAUUACUUAUCACGUGUUGAUAAUAAUACUCAAAAUAUUCAAAUGUGGUGCAGAAACGAAACUGUAUUUCACAUGGAAUUUGCGAAAAAUGUAGCUGAAAAUAUCACGUUGUUCUAUAAAAAUAAAUGGAAACAACAUUCGAACAGUAUUUCGAAGGUGACUCAUGUUGCAAUUCCAAAUUUCCCUGAUAAUGGCAUAAUAGUUUUCGGACUUGUUUUGUAUAAGGAAACAGAUAUCAUCUACGAUAAAAAUUUAUAUUCUAAUGCUCACAAAAUUAAAAUAGCUGAAUUAGUAGGACAUAAAGUGACACAGCAAUGGUUUUAUAAUCUGAACAAUCCUUUUCGAUCUGCUUCUUGGUUGCAUAAAGCUUUUACUACAUUGCUUGCAACGUAUGCUGUCAAUGAGAUGUAUCCUGAUAAUCGAACAAUAAAUUUAUUUGUUGUUCAAAAUCAACAUACUUCUUUUUAUUUGGAUAAUGAUUAUCGUAUAUGGAAUUCUGUUUCACAAGAUGACAGUUUAUUUAAAAUUCGCGAAUCCAUCAGAGCACCCUUUAUACUGCGCAUGAUGCAACACGCCUUCGAAGACACUUUUUGGAAACCCAUUUGCUCAUAUGCAAAUAGCACGCUAUCACAUCGUCUAGGUCCUGUAAACCUUAUGAAGGAUGUUGCUUUAAAAAUGGAUUUUGCUCUAAAACUAACAAGAAUAGAAUAUUGGGUUUCGAAAAAGCAUUGUCCUCUCAUUAAAGUAGAACGAAAUUAUAGUGAUCUUAUGAGCCAAACAAUUGUAUCGACGUGUCAGAGGAUUUUGAAAUAUUCUUCCCAUUUCAAGAGAAUGAUUGGAUGAUAUUCAAUAUACAACAAGUUGGAUAUUAUCGCGUUAACUAUGAUGAUGAGAAUUGGCGAAAAAUUUCAGAUUAUCUAUACUAU
This is a messenger RNA of Nylanderia fulva, 2298 nucleotides long. Its product is annotated as aminopeptidase N-like. Lineage: Eukaryota; Metazoa; Arthropoda; Insecta; Hymenoptera; Formicidae. The record is from RefSeq and is a predicted model, not a curated record. Gene Ontology annotation, molecular function: peptide binding; metalloaminopeptidase activity; zinc ion binding. Gene Ontology annotation, cellular component: membrane; cytoplasm. Gene Ontology annotation, biological process: peptide catabolic process; proteolysis.